Diospyros lotus (date-plum) is the source of this 849-nucleotide messenger RNA. RefSeq lists its product as uncharacterized. The coding region runs from base 1 to 849 and encodes 282 amino acids. The record is from RefSeq and is a predicted model, not a curated record. The transcript has 2 exons. NCBI's taxonomy places the organism in Eukaryota, Viridiplantae, Streptophyta, Magnoliopsida, Ericales, Ebenaceae. Gene Ontology annotation, molecular function: zinc ion binding; nucleic acid binding.
AUGGCUUCAUUGCACCCACUUAUAAGAAAUCUUGACAAGCACCAAUUAACUGGACCAAAUUUUAAUGAUUGGCUCUUAAACUUGAAACUGAUUUUGAACUUGGAGAAAAUUACUUAUGUAUUGGAUGCUCCUGUACCCGUGCCUGCUAAUGAUGAUGGAGGGGAAAGUGUUUCUCAAAACAUUACUCAGGAGGAGCAAGAUACUCUUAUCAAGUGGCGAGAUGAUGAUCUCACUGCUAGGAGUUAUAUGCUUGUUUCAAUGAGUAAUGAAUUACAGCGUCAACAUGCGAAUAUGCCUGACGCGUACUCUAUCAUCACAUGCCUACAAGAGUUGUAUGGUGAACAAAGUCGGAGUGCAAGAUAUGAGAUAUCUAAGGCACUAUCUAGGGCAAAGAUGUCUCUGGGAGGAUCAGUGGGAGAACACAUUCUCAAAAUGAUCUCCUUGUUAGAGAAGUUGAAGGGUUUGGGGGAUGAGUUGAAUCCUCACUUCCAAAUUGAUUUGAUCCUUCAGUCUUUUCCAGAUUCAUAUGGAAAUUUCAUAUCGAAUUUCUAUAUGAAUAAAAUAGAGUGUACUCCGGCUGAGUUAAUGAACAUGCUUAUUACGGCACAAAGCAACAUGAAAAUGGGUACUGUGAUGGCUGUUACCUCUUCCAGUAAGACUAGGAAGGGGAAAGGCAAGAAAAAGGCCACACAAGUACCACAGGGGGCCAAGACAAUAAGUAAGAAGAAGGGAAAAGCUAUUGCCAAAGGAAAAUGUUUCCACUGUGGCAAGGACGGGAAUUGGAAGAGGAACUGCAAAGACUACCUCAGUUCCUUGAAGAAGGAAGCGCAAGGAUCUGGAGCAAAGUAG